AUGAUGAGGAUUGACAAGAUGGACGACAGAUGGGUUACAGGCUCUGCAGCUCCGAGAAGGGCGCGCAGAUCAGCUGUGACAGUCUCCAUGGCGAGUCGUGCGUGUUUCGCCUUGGUCCAGAAUCAAAGACGUUCUGACCAGCCGAGAUUUGAUCGCCUUUCACCGGUCGCCAUACCGUCCGAGCUAGGCUUCCGAUUCCGAGAAAACGGAAUGUCGGAUGUGUCGAACUUCUUCUCAGCUUGGGAGACCCUGCCGGAGGACGAACCUCCGCUGUUCAUCGCAGUUCGACACCCAGAGUCACCUCCACGCCACUAUGAGGCGGUAGACCGUUGUGGAGGGGAUGCAUAG
Messenger RNA from Necator americanus (New World hookworm), 348 nucleotides. RefSeq lists its product as uncharacterized. Bases 1 to 348 code for a protein of 115 amino acids. The transcript has 2 exons. The record is from RefSeq and is a predicted model, not a curated record. NCBI's taxonomy places the organism in Eukaryota, Metazoa, Nematoda, Chromadorea, Rhabditida, Ancylostomatidae.